AUGGCCAAUUUCCAGAGUGCCAGCAAUCGGUUUCUGGCCUGGUUCAAGGAUUGUGGAGGCGUCUUCCGCGACGAUCUUCUGGAAGUUCGAGACCUAAGGUCCAAAGACGCCGGUCGCGGCAUCAUUGCGAAGCAGGAUAUUCCAGAGGACACCACCCUCUUCACAAUACCAAGGAACAUCAUCAUCAGUAUACAAACGUCAGACCUUGCCGAGAAACUUCCUGGAAUUUUUGAACAACCCGUAGAUGCGGAUGAUGACAACGAGGACGACGACAACGAGGACGACCAGGACCAUGAAUCCGAAGCAUUGGAUUCAUGGGGCUCAUUGAUCCUCGUCAUGCUCUACGAGUACUUGCAGGGUGAGGCUUCACGAUGGAAAACUUACCUUGACAUACUUCCGCAAGCUUUCGAAACCCCAAUCUUUUGGACACCGGAUGAACUAAAGGAACUCGAGGGCACAUCUCUUACAACGGAAAAGAUUGGAAAAAAGGAGAGUGACCGAAUGCUUCGUGAACGCAUUCUGCCCAUUGUCACAAGCCAUCCCGAUGUAUUUUCUCCGCCCGGCGCCCCUCGCCUAAACGAAGAUGACCUUCUCUCGCUCGCACAUCGCAUGGGCAGCACCAUCAUGGCAUACGCUUUCGACCUUGAAAAUGAAGAGGAGCAAUCCGAGGACGAAGAGGAUGGUUGGAUCGAGGAUCGAGAUGGCAAGAGUCUGAUAGGAAUGGUGCCCAUGGCAGACAUGCUCAACGCCAACGCCGAAUUCAACGCUCACGUCCACCAUGGUGACCAGCUGCAAGUCACCUCCCUCCGCGAGAGCAUCCCUGCCGGAUCGGAGAUAUUGAACUACUACGGGCCUUUACCUUCAUCCGAGCUACUUCGGCGAUACGGCUACGUGACAUCUGAACACCACCGUUACGAUGUUGCUGAAAUUUCUUGGAGCCUUGUUCGCACAGCACUUGCCGAAGAACUGAAACUAUCAGAAGAUACCAUCGCGGACAUUGAAAGAAAGCUGGAAUCGGAGCUGGAAGAGUUUUUCGUCAUCGAACGCGACGCGGGUGAGCCGUCGUCAUAUGGCACGUUAACCCAGCCACCAGUGCUUCGUGAAAUCUCAACUGAACUCGAAGAACAAACAAAAGCUUUCCUAAAAGCUCUAAAAAAGCGAGAUCCCAAGAGAAAGCGGAGCGAGACUAUAUGCAAUACAGUCUUAGAGAAAGCGUUGAGGACUAGGUUGGGACAAUACCCUACCUCAGCCAAGCAAGAUGAAUCGCUCCUCAGUAAAGAAGGUCUAAGCAAAAGGCAUCGCAUGGCUGUUGAAGUAAGAUUAGGCGAAAAGCGCUUAUUGCAGGAAGCAUUGGCCCUGGUCCAAGCCGGCAAGAAUACGGUGCGUGAGCAUGAGGAGGAAGGACGAGUGGGAAAGAAGGCGAAGCGCGCAUCUUGA
Bipolaris sorokiniana ND90Pr is the source of this 1437-nucleotide messenger RNA. RefSeq lists its product as uncharacterized. The record is from RefSeq and is a predicted model, not a curated record. Bases 1 to 1437 code for a protein of 478 amino acids. Lineage: Eukaryota; Fungi; Ascomycota; Dothideomycetes; Pleosporales; Pleosporaceae. Gene Ontology annotation, molecular function: protein binding; protein-lysine N-methyltransferase activity. Gene Ontology annotation, cellular component: nucleus. The transcript is spliced from 4 exons. Gene Ontology annotation, biological process: peptidyl-lysine monomethylation.